CUUGUCUUAUGAUUGGCUCCCAAUUGCUUUGACCCCACCACCACCGUUGUCAAUGUCACGACCUAACGGACCAACUCCAACAUGAGAGCAAUGGGAUAGGAGCAGAGUCCAUUUUAUUUUUUGCUUCACAUUUGUUGUCUAUUCAUUCUUUGCUGCAAUAAUUCUUCGAAGAUUGUAUUUUUCAUUAUUGAAAUGAUUUCAUCUGUGCUCUAUGCUCCAGUAAAUAUAUCAGCAGCUGUGUUUUCAAGAACUCUUCUGGGCAUAUCCAAGGAUUUUCCAGCACAACUUUAUGAUUCUUUGCACAACAAAUUCUAUUCAAGAAGCCAGGAAAAUGGGAAAAUCAAGAAACUGAAAAAAGUGAAGGCCACACUGGAUCAAGUUCCAAAAGUGGAACCGGCUGAAACCCAUACAAAUUCAAGGUCACUGGAAAGGAAGCUGAGGAUUCUGGUGGCGGGUGGUGGGAUUGGGGGGCUGGUUUUUGCAUUGGCGGCGAAGAAGAAGGGAUUUGAUGUGGUUGUGUUUGAGAAGGACUUGAGUGCAAUCAGAGGGGAGGGACAGUAUAGGGGUCCAAUUCAGAUACAGAGCAAUGCAUUGGCUACUUUAGAAGCGGUUGACGUAGAUGUGGCUGAAGAAGUUAUGAGUGCCGGCUGCAUCACCGGUGACCGGAUUAAUGGCUUGGUUGAUGGUAUUUCUGGCAGAUGGUACAUAAAGUUUGAUACAUUCAGUCCUGCAUCAGAACGGGGACUUCCGGUCACUAGAGUCAUUAGCCGCAUGACAUUGCAACAAAUCCUUGCUUGUGCAGUUGGAGAAGAUAUCAUCAUGAAUGAAAGCAAUGUGGUAGACUUCGAGGAUGAUGGUCAAAAGGUUACUGUAAUACUUGAGAGUGGAGAGCGUUAUGAAGGCGAUCUUCUAGUUGGUGCUGAUGGAAUAUGGUCUAAGGUGAGGAGAAAUUUGUUUGGACCAACUGAAGCUAUAUACUCGGGCUACACUUGUUACACUGGAAUUGCAGAUUUUGUUCCUGCCGAUAUUGAGACUGUUGGGUACCGAGUAUUUUUGGGCCAUAAACAGUACUUUGUUUCUUCUGAUGUGGGUGGAGGAAAGAUGCAGUGGUAUGCAUUUCACAAUGAACCUGCUGGUGGUGUAGAUGUUCCUCGGGGCAAAAAGGAGAGGUUGCUUAAAUUAUUUGAAGGUUGGUGUGAUAACGUCAUAGAUCUAUUGCUAACCACAGAUGAAGAUGCAAUUCUUCGACGUGACAUAUAUGAUAGGACACCAAUCUUUUCUUGGGGAAAGGGUCGUGUAACCUUGCUUGGAGAUUCAGUCCAUGCUAUGCAGCCCAACUUGGGUCAAGGGGGAUGCAUGGCCAUUGAGGAUGGCUAUCAAUUGGCACUGGAGCUGGACAAAGCUUGGAGGAAAAGUGUGGAUUCAAAAACCCCUAUUGAUGUAGUCUCUUCUUUAAAGAGGUAUGAGAGUGCUCGAAAGCUACGAGUUGCAAUUAUUCAUGGAUUAGCAAGGAUGGCUGCAAUUAUGGCUUCAACAUACAAGGCAUAUCUGGGUGUGGGACUUGGUCCAUUAUCGUUCUUGACAAAGUUUAGGAUACCCCAUCCUGGAAGAGUUGGUGGGAGAGUCUUUAUCGACGUCGGUAUGCCUUUAAUGCUAAAUUGGGUUCUUGGAGGUAACGGCUCAAAACUUGAAGGAAGAUCGUUGCGGUGCAGACUCUCAGACAAAGCUAGUGAUCAAUUACGAAGAUGGUUUGCAGAUGAUGAUGCUCUGGAGCGCUCUCUUAAUGCAGACUGGUUUCUGUUUCCUGUGGGAAACUCAACUGCUGCAUCUGAAACAAUCUUCUUAAGCAGAGACGAGAAGAAACCAUGCAUAAUCGGGAGCGUGUCACAUCCAAACUUCCCUGGAGUAUCAGUAGCUAUAUCAUCCCCUCAGGUUUCUAAAAUGCAUGCUCGGAUAAGCUACAAAGAUGGAGCAUUUUUUGUAACUGACUUAAGAAGCGAACAUGGCACCUGGAUCAUUGACAACGAGGGCAGGCGAUAUAGGGCGUCUCCCAACAUCCUUGUUCGUUUUCAUCCAUCCGAUGUAAUAGAAUUUGGUUCUGAUAAAAAGGCAGCUUUUCGUGUAAAGGCAAUGAAGUUUCCACCAAAGAGUGUGAACGCGAAGACAAAUAAUGAAGUUCUACAGACUUUAUGAAGAUUAUACUCAAUGAAUUAAGUUAACAAUUGAAUUGUACAGCAUUUAUACUCGACAGCAAAACUGCUACAUUUUGUUGAGUGCAGGAUAUGAACUCGAGUUUCGUAAAAGAUAUAUAGCUAAAUUUCAGCUAUGAGAAUGUAAUUAUUGAUAGGAUAUGUAUGCACAUAGAUGUGAAGGAGGGUUAUUCCAAGUGUACAAGCUCCCUCAGAUGAGGGGAGCCCACGAAUAAAAUAUUCAGUGGAGGCCUCUCACAUGUGAGGAGGCUGUUAAACUUGGUGUACACAAGAGCGCACACCAAGCAUAGCGUUGUGAAGAAAAUUUGUUCCACCCUCGUGCAUCUGUCUGUCCUUUUUUACCGUCGACAAAAUUUCUUUUA
Messenger RNA from Olea europaea var. sylvestris, 2572 nucleotides. RefSeq names its product zeaxanthin epoxidase, chloroplastic. The transcript is spliced from 16 exons. NCBI's taxonomy places the organism in Eukaryota, Viridiplantae, Streptophyta, Magnoliopsida, Lamiales, Oleaceae. Gene Ontology annotation, biological process: abscisic acid biosynthetic process. The coding region runs from base 193 to 2193 and encodes 666 amino acids. Gene Ontology annotation, molecular function: zeaxanthin epoxidase activity; protein binding; FAD binding. The record is from RefSeq and is a predicted model, not a curated record. Gene Ontology annotation, cellular component: chloroplast; membrane.